CGCCAUCAUGCACCUUCAUCCGUAUCCCAGCCUUUGUCCACGGACCCACCCUGCUCCUACCCUGCUAUGCCCUGCUCAACUCUACCCUCCGGCGCACGCAUCAUCACAUUGAAUUACGCUGACUUUAUUUUGCUGUACAGAGCUCUCUUCGUGAAGAACCUGAGCUUCAACGUCACCCCAGAAGAGCUUUUCGAUCUCUUUGGAAAGUUCGGCCCCGUGCGCCAAAUCCGCCAAGGCAUCGCAAACAACACAAAAGGCACUGCAUUCGUCGUCUAUGAAGACGUAAUGGAUGCGAAAUCCGCCUGCGACAAGCUCAACGGCUUCAAUUUCCAGAACCGAUACCUUGUUGUGUUAUAUCACCAGCCAGAGAAGAUGAUCAAGGCAGCAAACGACCUCGCAGAGCGCCAAGAGAACUUAGAAAAGCUCAAACGUCAACACGGUAUCGAUUAG
Messenger RNA from Periconia digitata, 450 nucleotides. The record is from the annotation of a GenBank genome assembly. Lineage: Eukaryota; Fungi; Ascomycota; Dothideomycetes; Pleosporales; Periconiaceae.